Messenger RNA from Pistacia vera, 930 nucleotides. Its product is annotated as B3 domain-containing transcription factor VRN1-like. The transcript has 3 exons. The record is from RefSeq and is a predicted model, not a curated record. Gene Ontology annotation, molecular function: DNA binding. The annotation marks the transcript as partial. NCBI's taxonomy places the organism in Eukaryota, Viridiplantae, Streptophyta, Magnoliopsida, Sapindales, Anacardiaceae.
UUUACGGAGAAAUCGUCACAUUUCUUCAAGGUUAUCCUUCCCUCUUCCUUGGAAGAGAAGAAGCUGGAGAUUCCGCAAAUGUUCGUGAAGAAGUUUGGGAAUGAACUUUCUGAUAUCGCAACACUGGAAGUUCCCAAUGGUCGAGUUUGGUUAAUCGGAUUGACCAAAGAUGGGACCAAAAUUUGGUUUCGGGAUGGUUGGCACGACUUUGUUCAGUAUCAUUCAAUCUCUGUUGGAUACUUCUUGGUUUUCAAAUAUCUGAAGAACUCAACUUUCCAGGUUCUUAUUUUUGAUUCUACUGCUUGCGAGAUUCACUACCCAUAUAAUGCAGUGAAGUCUAAGCCACAAUGCAAUGUGGACAACCCAAAAUCGAAGCAUGAAAACAAGUCUAAAAUGGUUGAAAAGGCAGAGAUAAAUGAAUCAGAUUAUGAGAAUAAACGUAAUUUUCUAGCUUUACUUAAAGAAAUGGGAAUCUACCUUCCUAUUAAAUGCAGAUUUGUCUCAAAAAAAGACAGACACAGAGCAAUCCACAUCGCCAGAUUGUUGAAGCCAAGAAAUCCUUCAUUCAUGGUGUUUUUGCGAUCUCAUAGCACAACUGAACACCGUGUGAGUGUGCCAGUGAAAUUUGUGGACAAGUAUUUAUGUAGAAAUUCCAGAACCAUUAAUCUACAGGUUCCUGAUGGAAGAGUGCUGUGUGUUAAAAUCAAGAAGUCGACUCGUGGAGGCUUUCGUUUACAACAGGGAUGGAUUAAAUUUUCAAGAGAGGAGAAUUUGAAACAAGGAGAUAUCGGUAUCUUUGAGUUGAUCAAGAUGAAAGACUUCAUUCUGAAACUUUCAGUAUACCCUGCAACUGCAAGGUUCACUGACAACCUAAUCUUACAAACUUUCUCUUACAACUCCGAUAUAGUAGCUCAAUCAACUCGUAAUUAG